AUGCAGAAACUCUCCGUGUCCAAAUGGCUGUCUGUCAAUAUCUUCAUCUGGGGCGGAGUGACUAUGGCUCUGGCGGCAUGUACGCAUUUUCAACCCUUUCUUGGUCUGCGAUUUGUCCUGGGUGCUCUCGAGUCAUGCUCCACACCAGCCUAUCUCCUCAUCACAGCAACAUGGUAUACUAUUGAGGAACAGCCGAUUAGAAUAGGAUGGUGGUCGACCUUUCUUGGUAUUGCAAAUGCGUUUGGGGGGUUGUUGGCAUUUGCUAUCGGCCAUAUUCAAGGCAACCUGGCGUCGUGGCAGUAUCAAUUCAUUAUAAUUGGUGCUAUAUCUUCUGUGUGGGGGAUAUUUAUGUUCUUUACUCUUGCGGAUGGGCCGUCUACUGCUCGCUGGCUUAACGCACAAGAAAAGUAUGUCGCCAUCCACCGUCUCGGUCCCGUACACUCCGGCACCAGGGUGUCCGAGAUCAAAAGGUACCAGAUGUGGGAAGCCCUGACAGAUCCCAAAACGUGGUUCUUCUUCCUCUGUGGAGUCUGCACGCAAGUCGUCAACGGGGCGGCGAGUAACUUUGGGAGUCUCAUCAUAGAGGGUUUCGGAUAUUCGAAUCUUGUCACGACGCUGUUCCAGAUUCCGUACGGCAUGGUGAUAUUGGUGUCUAACGUGUCUGCCAUGUAUAUCCAGCGAUGGCUGCCAGGACAGAAGAGGUGUAUCGUUGGUGCUAUAUAUGUAUGUCCCGCUCUGGCUGGAGCAGUUGGGAUCCAUACUAUAUCGCGAGACCACCAAAUAGCUCUACUUGUUUGCUACUGGCUUACAAGUACUUAUACCGCAUCAUUCGCAAUGAUCAUGUCUCUCAUCACAGCAAACACAGGAGGGACCACCAAGCGAUCGGUUGUGAAUGCCAUCUUUUUCAUCUCGUACUGUGUUGGAAACAUUGUUGGGCCAUUUGCCUUCAAGUCCGACGAAGCACCCCAAUAUACAUCCGGGAUCAUUGCCAUGCUGGUCGCAUAUUGUGUUGAGAUUUUUCUCUUACUCGGGUUCGCAGUCUAUGCGGCAUAUUUGAAUCGCACGAAGGAUGGGAUUACAACCACAAGUGGCCAGACGGAUACCGACGUCGACCAGACAGAUAGGGAGAAUGUUCACUUUAGAUAUUCGUACUGA
Messenger RNA from Aspergillus luchuensis, 1155 nucleotides. RefSeq lists its product as uncharacterized. The record is from RefSeq and is a predicted model, not a curated record. Gene Ontology annotation, molecular function: transmembrane transporter activity. Lineage: Eukaryota; Fungi; Ascomycota; Eurotiomycetes; Eurotiales; Aspergillaceae. Gene Ontology annotation, biological process: transmembrane transport. Gene Ontology annotation, cellular component: membrane. The transcript is spliced from 3 exons. Bases 1 to 1155 code for a protein of 384 amino acids.